AUGAAGUCUCUCAGCUUGUCUUGGGUUACCAUGGCCCUGGUUUUAAGUACCUACAUGAUAUCUUCCAUCAGCGCUGCUCCAGCUAGCUCUCCACCCGCCGAUGCCGCUGCUUCCAUUCCUGCUGUUACGUAUCACGUGGCAGGCAAUCCUUCAAGGCAAUCAAACUUUGCUCUCGCUGCUUUCAUCGAAACCAAUAUCAAUUCCGGUACCGAUGGCGGCCUCUAUGCUGAGAUCAUACGUAACCGUGCCUUUCAAGACAACGAAAGUAACUCCCGCAACAAGAACAAUACGCUUGGUCAAGGUACCCUUCUCCACUGGUAUGGCACCAGCAAGUCCACCAAGCUUUCGCUAUCGUUGGACAAUUCUCUAUCUUCUGCUCUGCCCCAAUCAGCGAUUGUCAGUGGCGACAAGAGCCAUUCCUGCGGGAUUGAAAACGCUGGUUUUGAGGGGAUCAGCGUGACCACAGAGCCGCACAUGCUCAGCUUCUAUGCACGAUCACCAACAGGUCAGACCGUAACAGUGCCAGUCGAAGUUGGCCUCUAUUCAAAUGACUACUCCAUAACGUUUGUCAGGCAGAUUAUGCUGCUCGAGCUGACUAGCGAGUGGCAGCAGUUCCAGCGUACGUUGACGCCCACACAGGCAUCCAGCAACAACGACAAUGUCUUUGCCAUCAAGACUUCCGGCGCCUGCCAGGAUGGCUUCCAGAUCAACCUCGUGUCGCUCAUGCCCCCCACCUGGGAGGGCACCGUAGCACGACAAGAUCUUGCCCAGGCGCUUGCCGAUAUCAAACCGGUGUUUGUGCGUUUGCCAGGCGGAAAUGACCUCGAAGGCAACAACAUACCGUCCUGGUUCAAUUGGACCAACGCCAUUGGCGAUAAUAAGAAUCGCCCGGGCAGAACCCCCACUUGGACCACAAGCUGGAACACAGAAGGCCUGGGCCUCAUGGAGCUCAUGGAUCUAACUGAAAAAUGGGGUGCUGAAGCUAUUCUUGGCGUUUACGCGGGUUAUAGUCUCGAUUCCCAGGCCGUGCCAAAGGGGGAGCUUGGUCCCUACAUCCAAUCGGCGCUCAAUCAGCUGCACUUCCUUCUUGACGCUUCCGGUUCUUGGGCAGACUUGCGAAAAGCCCAAGGUCGCGAACAGCCUUACAAAUUCAGACACGUUGAAAUCGGCAACGAGGACUGGCUCGGUGCUGCUAUCGACACCUACGGCGCGUACCGCUGGGCUGCCUUUCGUGAUGCCAUUUCCAAGGAGUUUCCUCAAUUGAAUCUUAUCGCGUCGACACUCAAGAAAGGUGUGGAGGGUGCAAAGGCGGUCGACGACCACAUGUACGCUACACCUGCCCAGAUGCUUGACUUUGCCGAAGGCAUGGAUGCUACUUCGCGAGAGACACCGAUUUGGGAGCUUGAAUUUGCUGUUAUCAACUCGGGGCUUACAAAUGACACUGACAUCUACAGCGGUCCAGGCCGUCUUAAGCACCCAACUCUUAUUGGUGCUCUCGCCGAGGCUGCAUUCCUUGCUGCCGCUGAGCGAAAUGGAGACAUCUACUACGGUGCCGCUUACGCUCCUAUCUUCCAGAACGAGGGCCAGAAUCUGACCCAAUGGACACCCGAUCUGCUGAGCUUCAACCCGGGCCAAAUGAUCAGGUCGACUUCGUACUGGAUUCAGUACGGUUGGGGAAACAACCCAAUCAAGCAUAUCCACGAUGCCACCUUGUCCACGCCGACCAAGGCUUCUCAAAUUUACCACUCCUUCGGUUCCAACGGCCAAGGCGACCUGGUGGCGAAGCUGAUCAAUAUAAACGGAAGCCCGCGAAACGUCCAAGUGCAAGUGGGCAAUGGAAAGAAGGUCUCGUCCUUCGGCGCCAGGAGCUGGCAAGUCAAAGGAAACGAUCCCCAGCAAGCAAACACAAUCGACGACUCAGAAGCGGUGACUCCGCAAACAUAUACAUCCUCUCUGCCAGAGGGAUCCACCGUUGGUAUGGACGGGUCUUUCACCAUGACCCUGCCCGCUUACUCUGCCACGGUAGUGACCGUCGCUCUUUCAUAG
This is a messenger RNA of Mycosarcoma maydis (corn smut), 2046 nucleotides long. RefSeq lists its product as uncharacterized. The record is from RefSeq and is a predicted model, not a curated record. The transcript has a single exon. Gene Ontology annotation, biological process: L-arabinose metabolic process. The coding region runs from base 1 to 2046 and encodes 681 amino acids. NCBI's taxonomy places the organism in Eukaryota, Fungi, Basidiomycota, Ustilaginomycetes, Ustilaginales. Gene Ontology annotation, molecular function: alpha-L-arabinofuranosidase activity.